AGUCACUAGAUUGACAAGAUUCUUACUUACUGUAUUAUAUAAUAUAUAGAAUAGUAUUAAAUAGUCAUUAUAUUCAUCGAUAUUCUAUGAUCUAGAAUAAUCUAGAAUAGAUUUUAUGAUCUCUAGAGAUGGGUGAACUCAGAGACGUCCUGUCUUAGGCUUAAGCUUAAGAUCCCAAAAUUAUAAAUCUUCCCAAGGAUGUAAACCCUGGACUCCUCGGUUCGAGAGCCAAGAGCUUUACCACUCAGAUUGAGAUUCUAUUUCUCAUAUAUCUAGUUUGGUAGAUCUAGCUAGAUCUUAUUUUCUAGAACUAGAAAUUCAGCAUAAAAUAGAAAUCUAGAUCUAGAUGAGAUCUAGAAUCUAUAUAUAGAAAUAGAUGUAGUAUAUACAUCAUAAUGGUCAACAUAAAUCAUCUAGAUUCUAGAUCUUCUGAUCUAAAUUCUAGAUCUAGAAUCUAGUCAUCUAAAAAUAAAAAUAUAGAUGUAGAUCAUCUAGAUUUAGUUAUAGAUCUAUAUAUAAUCUAGGUCUAUAUUAGACUAAAUUCUUACUUAAAUACUAUAUAUAUAUAUAUAAUUAGACAUUAUGAUCUCUAGAGCUGGGUGAACUCAGAGAUGGCUUAAGUUCCCAAAAUGAAAAAUCUUCCCUAAGAUGUAAACCCUGGACUCGUCGGUUCGAGAGCCAAGCGCUUUACCACUCAGCCACCACACCUCCUUUUUUUUAAUCAAAGAGUUAUUGAUAAAAUACUUACCUCCACACUCUCGGUAUGUGUCAACAACAUCCAGUUUUAGGAUAUAUAUGCUUUUCAUACUUACAAUUCUUAGAAUUUCUUCCACUAAUAUGAAAAGAAUUUAUUUUUUUUACUAGAACUUAAAGGGACUUUCAAAAAGCUCACUGCCUCAGAUUUUUCACUAGGAUUGGCUCUUAGAGUCUGUUCUGUGUUUGGGUAGAACCACAAUGCAGCAGAGGUUUGAAUUCAAAGUUUUUCUUCUCCUGAAUGGGCAGGUACGGUGGCUGAGUGGUUAAGCGCUUAGCUUCCGAACCUGGGUUUGAAUCUUGGUGAAGACUGCGAUUUUGAACUUCAGGAUUUUUAGGGCGCAUCUGAGUACACCCAACUCUAAUGGGUACCCGACUUAAGUUGGAGGAAGUUAAGGCAGUUGGUCAUUGUGCUGGCGAUAUAACAACAUCGUUAACUGUUGGCCAAAGAAACAGAUGACCAUAACAACAUCUGCCCUAUAGACAGCAUGGUCUGAAAGGGGAACUUUUUACUUUAAGUGUGUAGCCAGCCAAGGCUGAUGAACCCUUCCUGCCCAAAGUUUAGUGGUUUAGGCACCAAUUGCUCAGCUUUGCUCUUUUAUGUAGUUUUAUAGGGCUCCACACCGAGACAGAUCAUUAUUGUAGGCCUCCCCCACUGACCUGUGAUAUCCCAACCUAAAGCUCCACAGUUUGCAACACUGCAGGAAUAUUAGUAUCAUUGACUGAAACAGAGACCUAUGAAACCUUUAUGAUGACUCAGACAAAGCCUGAUUUUACUGGUGAAUUGAACAAUCUUUUAACACAUGUGAAAGAGGAAAUAGAAGAAAUAGAGGAAACAGAUUUGUUAGCACGAUCAUGUGACGAUCAAGACUUUGUAAUCUCCAGGAUAAAAAAUGAGAUGAUAGACGAUAAUUCAGACUUGUAUACACAGCAGUUAGAAAACUUUUACAUUGAAAAAUCUUCUAAGUUAAAUCUUGGGCAUGAGGAAAAUACAAAAGAGACAGAAGCAACAAAUUUUAAAGAUAGAUCUAAACCAUGCUGCUUAGUUUCAAGACUCUUGGCAAUGUCAAUGAAAAUAAGCAACAAUCUACCUAUCAUUAUGCCAAAUUUCAUUCCAUCUAGUCACACCCUUGCUUCAGAAGUCUCAGUGAGUCAGCUGGAGGCCAUUGAGAAAGAAAAGGAAAUUACUUCAGAACUAAAUGUGCUCAUUGAUAUCAUACAAGAUCAAAUAGUUGGCAACCAUUCUAAUGAAACUGUCUUAGAUUCGGAAAUACCUUCUGAACAUGAAUUCGAUAUGAUGUUACGGUACCAAAACAAACUCAGCCGCAGUGGUCAUGUCACUAAAAAACAAAAAGCUGAAAUUGUAUCAAGAUACGGAUCAAUGUCAAAGAAACAAAACCUGGACUCAGAGUUUAUAAAAAAUAUCAUCAGCAUUAUGCACGAUUAUGCCAUGAAGCUGUCUUCUCGAAAGCAGGCGAUUACAGCCAGCAGAGCUGAGUCCUUAAAACCAUACGUUGGUGAAAACACACUUUUGUCUCCAAACUCUGGCACAAAAACACACCCUGAAUCUCCUCAACCACCAUCGAUAGCUAUUUCCACAUCAUCAGAAUCAUCUUUUGUAUCUCAUUCUUCAGAAAGCAACUCAUUCUUUACAGAGUCCGCCAUCUCUACAUUAACAGAACAUGAUUAUAAGAUACUUCCUGCAUCUUUAACCAGUACAAUUCUUCAGAUAGGACAUUCCCCAACAACUGUCAAAAAAAGAGGUCGACCACGAAAGUCCGCCACCUCUACAUCAGCAGAACAGGAUUCUAUUAAACAUCCUGCAUCUGUCACCAGUACCAUUCUUCAGAGGGAAUGUACUCCAACAACUGUCAACAAAAGAGGUAAUUCACAAAAGUCUGCCAUCUCUACAUCAGCAGAACAGGAUUCUAUUAAACUUCCUGCAUCUGUCACCAGUACCAUUCUUCAGAGGGAAUGUACUCCAACAACUGUCAACAAAAGAGGUAAUUCACAAAAGUCUGCCAUCUCUACAUCAGCUGAACAGGAUUCUAUUAAACAUCCUGCAUCUGUCACCAGUACCAUUCUUCAGAGGGAAUGUACUCCAACAACUGUCAACAAAAGAGGUAAUUCACAAAAGUCUGCCAUCUCUACAUCAGCAGAACAAGAUUCUAUUAAACAUCCUGCAUCUGUCACCAGUACCAUUCUUCAGAGGGAAUGUACUCCAACAACUGUCAACAAAAGAGGUAAUUCACAAAAGUCUGCCAUCUCUACAUCAGCAGAACAAGAUUCUAUUAAACAUCCUGCAUCUGUCACCAGUACCAUUCUUCAGAGGGAAUGUACUCCAACAACUGUCAACAAAAGAGGUAAUUCACAAAAGUCUGCCAUCUCUACAUCAGCAGAACAAGAUUCUAUUAAACAUCCUGCAUCUGUCACCAGUACCAUUCUUCAGAGGGAAUGUACUCCAACAACUGUCAACAAAAGAGGUAAUUCACAAAAGUCUGCCAUCUCUACAUCAGCAGAACAAGAUUCUAUUAAACAUCCUGCAUCUGUCACCAGUACCAUUCUUCAGAGGGAAUGUACUCCAACAACUGUCAAAAAAAGAGGUAGACCACGAAAGUAUGCCAUCUCGGCCUCAGCAGAGCAAGAUUCUAAGAAACAUCCUACACCUAUUACCAAUACAAUUGUUCAAAAAAGAUUGACCCCUUUAUUCGUCAACAAAAGAGGUCGAACACGAAAGUACGCUGCAACAGAAAGUGUUAGCAAAGUUCCUACUACGUCAAAUAACUUUUUUACAAUGGCUGAUCUACCUCUUGUUCCUGAAACCGACAAUGGCACCAAUGGAAUUUAUCCUCCGUUAAGGUACUCGGUAAAACAAUAUUGGCUGAAUGAAAUGGAGAGACAAAGGCGAAAAGAAUUGAGCAGUCUUUACGCCAUGUUGAAAAGUCAAGUUCCAUGCAUUGCGAACGAUAAUUAUGCCCCUAGGCAGCGAAUCCUGGACAGAGCUACUGACUACAUUUCAGUGUUGAAGAAUCUUGACAUUAGACAAGUGGAUGAAAUACAAUCAUUGAUAAAGCAGAACCAAAGGCUAAACAAAAUAAAGCUUGAACUAGGGUAAGAACUCUUGACAUGAUUCAAAAUCAGUUUGUAUCUAUUGAAUAGGACAUGCCGAUACUUCAGUUAUAAUUUAUUGUGUGUAGCUCCUGCUGCCCCGAUCUGUAGAUCUGUUUACCAUAUAUAUGUAUUUCGAGAGACAAUCUUUUCCUUUUGCAGCUACUCAUGUAACUAAAUAGGCCAAUCCCUGAGAUAACCAAUUCACAGAUAUAGUAGGCUUCUACGAAGUAAUUACAAUCUUGAAGACCUUUUGUUCCUAUAUAAAUAAGUACAUAUGUCUCUUUCUU
Molecule: messenger RNA, 4151 nt
Organism: Biomphalaria glabrata
Lineage: Eukaryota; Metazoa; Mollusca; Gastropoda; Planorbidae
Product: mucin-5AC-like
Exons: 5
Coding region: 1502-3868 (788 amino acids)
Molecular function (GO): DNA binding; protein dimerization activity
Source: RefSeq, a predicted model, not a curated record